Molecule: messenger RNA, 1543 nt
Organism: Haliotis rufescens (red abalone)
Lineage: Eukaryota; Metazoa; Mollusca; Gastropoda; Lepetellida; Haliotidae
Product: glutathione S-transferase 3-like
Exons: 5
Coding region: 112-720 (202 amino acids)
Biological process (GO): glutathione metabolic process
Molecular function (GO): glutathione transferase activity
Source: RefSeq, a predicted model, not a curated record
UCGAAUGAUUCAGCAAGUUUGAUAAUCUCACGGCUCCCGCGAUUUUAACCCUUGUUAUCGCAGUCGCCAGCGACGUUCUAGCGAAGAAAGGACGCAAUCCACAGCUCAAACAUGCCUACCUACAAGCUGAGAUAUUUCAACGCCCGUGGGUUCGGCGAGGUGUCUCGCCUUCUGUUUGCCUUGGCAGGACAGGAAUAUGAAGAUGUGCGAUUCACACAGGAGACGUGGCCUGCGGAGAAACCGAACACUCCACUCGGACAGAUGCCUGUGCUUGACGUUGACGGACAGUCGUUCGGUCAGAGCAGCGCUAUUUCCAGGUUCCUCGCGAGGCGAUUCAAUUUCUAUGGUCAGGGGGAUAUCCAAGCCCUUCAAGUGGACCAGGUUCUAGGAAUAGUCCAGGACAUAAUAAAUGGCAUGAUCAAAGCCUUUUAUGAGAAGGAUGAAGAAAGGAAGGCCCAGUUUAUGAAGGAAAACAAAGAAGAAAAGUUGCCUUUGUAUUUUGGGAUGUUGGAGAAGCUUCUGGAGAGAAACGGCAGCUCAGGCUUCUUCGUUGGCAAUUCGUUUACCCUUGCUGACGUGUCUGUGUUUGAUAUCUACGACAAGGUCAAGUCCAUGGUCGAUUUGGACAAGUUCCCUCAGGUCAAGAAAAGCGUAGACAAAGUUGCUUCCAACCCUAAAAUUAAGACAUGGAUUGAAAAGAGGCCCCAAACGGAAAACUAGUCCCACGACAUCACAGAUCUUAUUCCGGCGCAGUGUAGGCGUGGCAUGACACCGAUGACACAGGCUAAUUUGCAUAUGUGACGUGACCUCACGUGUCUCUUGUUUGUAAAGAAACGCGGUUAUUCUGAAAACAACAGAUUGGCCUAAUGCAAGCCUUUUGGCGCGCUUUACAUAUUGCUUUGCAUAGUUAUAUAGAUAUCUUACUAAAACUGCGACAGUAAGGUGAUUGACAAUAUAUCUUUGUACAUCAAAGUGGCGGUAUCACUGGCUCUCCGUAGUGCUUCGAUGACAGCACUUGGAGCCGUUCAACCAAUGUAAAGGAUAACUACGCAAAUGGAAAUUGUUUUUGACGUUUUAGGACAUUUUCUAAAUAAAAGUUAACCAUUCGAUGACAUACGGUUAUCUAGAUGUGUAGACGUAACAAAAAUGAAUAACAUGCAAUAUCUCCGAUGGACUGUGUAAGAUGUGUCGAAUCGUCACAUGGCGCUGGCCUGUGGCAGAGGUGCUAUGCUGGCCGCAUGGAACUCUGGGUAGGAGAGUGAUCAUAGACAAUAAAGAAAUAUUUGUAUCGUAUAUUCAUUUGUUAUACACAAAGCUUUGACGAAGUCCAACAGCCGAUCUGCAAGCGUGUUUCGUGUCUCUGUCACAAUCACAUAUUUUUGGCAAAUAUUUCACGUUCAUUGAUCAAAUAAAACUCGUCGUGUUUCAGUAAGCUUAAGUUUAAAAGUUUUUCUGUCACGAACAUUUACCCGUGUAGUUGCCACACUAUAUGUACGUUUCAGACGGAACUUACGGAACUUUACGAAUAAAGUUUGUCAAAUCA